Penaeus monodon (black tiger shrimp) is the source of this 1241-nucleotide messenger RNA. RefSeq lists its product as uncharacterized. NCBI's taxonomy places the organism in Eukaryota, Metazoa, Arthropoda, Malacostraca, Decapoda, Penaeidae. Gene Ontology annotation, molecular function: 7SK snRNA binding; cyclin-dependent protein serine/threonine kinase inhibitor activity. Gene Ontology annotation, cellular component: nucleoplasm; cytoplasm; nucleus. The record is from RefSeq and is a predicted model, not a curated record. Gene Ontology annotation, biological process: negative regulation of transcription by RNA polymerase II; negative regulation of cyclin-dependent protein serine/threonine kinase activity.
AUGGACAAGGCGAGCGGGAAGAAAAUGGCGAGAACGAAAGGAAGGAAAAGGACAGGUAGUAGAGGCGCGUGGCGGCGUCUGGCAACGAGAGCCAAGCCCGGGUGCUUCAUCCUCGAAGCCUCGGAGCUCAGUGUUGGCUUGUCGGGCGACGAGUUAAGAGUUACUCCUUCACAGCGAGACAUGAUUCCAGAUAUCUAUUUUUCUGUGUCAAUCCGUGUGGUGUUUUGUGACCUACUAACAGAGCAUACGAUAAAGAAGAAGAAGCGGCGGAGGAGGCGGCGCCGCACGCCCAAGGAGGAGGAGGGCCGCGUCGCGCUCGUGUCGCCCGCGGCGGGCUGCGGCGAGCCCUUCACGCCCGCCCGCGGCCCGCCCACGCCCGUGCUGCGGCCCGUGGGCGCCCAGGUGCCCCGCGCGCCCGAGAACAGCACGCAGUUCAUCAUGGACGACCACGAGAACUCGGCGCUCUUCCUCAACUUCGACAAGAGCACCCCCGGCUGGGAGCACGACCCGCCCGCCAGCGGAGGCGAGGACGACCUGGGCAGCGCCACGCCCACGCACGCCCACGCGCGCGACUGGUACCCGUUCAACCUGGCGGACUUCGAGAGCGCGUACCGCAGCGCGCGCGAGGACCGCCUGAUGGGCGGCAGCCGCACGGACCUGUGCGCGGCCAUCGUGGCCCUGGAGGCGCGCGCCGCCGUGCUGACGGAGGCGCUGUCGGCGUCGCCCUCGCGCCUCGUGGCCACGCUGCAGGCGCAGCUGCUGACGCUGCAGGAGGAGAACGCGGCGCUGCGUCAGCGCCUGGCGCGCAGGAGGAAGCAGGUCGUCCCGCGCGAGUCGUCCUCGUCGUCCACCGACAGCGACUCGGAGUCCGACUCGACCAACUCCUCGAGCGACUGCUCCGAGUCCGACUGCGACACCUGCGCCGCCCGCAGGAGCCGCUCCGAGCGCGAGGAGGAGAAGGAGAACACGCGGCCCGCAGUCAUCUCGCCGCCCACGCCCGCAGGGGACCCUCCCCUCACCACACACACGCCAGUACAGGAAUACCCCGUCGCACACGCGCGUGCACGUUCCCUCCACGCCCAGGCACGCCCAUGGACGAGCGUGUACCCAGUGACCCGACCGCAGCCGCCCACCGCCAGGCGCCCGCCCGCAGGUGCUGCUGGGUUGGGCGUACUUGACGAUGGGCGUGACAGACAAGCCACACGUAAAUAUAAUACGUUAAAGAACAUUAGAAGUGGAUA